This is a messenger RNA of Penicillium pulvis, 2163 nucleotides long. Its product is annotated as Pet127 family protein. The record is from RefSeq and is a predicted model, not a curated record. Lineage: Eukaryota; Fungi; Ascomycota; Eurotiomycetes; Eurotiales; Aspergillaceae. The transcript has 4 exons. Gene Ontology annotation, cellular component: mitochondrion; mitochondrial envelope. Gene Ontology annotation, biological process: mitochondrial RNA 5'-end processing. Bases 1 to 2163 code for a protein of 720 amino acids.
AUGCUGCGGUCUUCUUUCCGGGCGGUCGCAGACCCUGCCCGAGGCCAUGUUUGCUUAUCUUGCUUAACCCGCCGAUAUGGCGCGCCAUCUACAUUGCGCCAAUUCCAUCACACGCCCACGCUGCGCUCAAUAUCAAGCGGAGACCAGCCGGCGGUUAGCAAUGAAGACGUGCCGACCAAACCGGUGACUCAGCUUGCUAAUUCAGAUUGGGUGAAGAAGGAUGGCAUUUCGGUAUCGCCAUCUAAGGGUGUCAGGAAACCCGGUAGCAAACGCCCUCCUCAUACAAAAAAGUCGCGCCACAAGGACGCCCCAAUCCGACCUAAGAAAGAACCAAAAGAAGAUGAGCCAGAGGAGAACCAGCCUGUCCGCGGGGUCACUCAGGUGAAACAAAUACUGGAAGAGACCAGCAAAGCCAAACCGAAGAAGCCGAGAUCGAAAGGAUCAAGCAGCGAAGAAUUUGCACACCUCAAGUCAUUUAUCCAAAAAAAUCAUGCUGGAUCAAUACGGGCAGACAAGAUUGAAGCUUUGGAUAUUCCUACAGCCCCUGUCCCUGGUCUUUCGUUCGGUCUUGAUCGAGUUCUCUUCAACCCUGGUGUUUAUCAAUUACGAGACCCUCGAUCCCGCGUCUACAACUUCGAUCCAUACCUAGGCGAGAUCAUGUCAGUCACGGAAUUUGACUUCAACACUCUCAAGGAUUAUAUCACCUCAUCCAAAGAUACAGCUCUUCGCGAUGUUGCUGUUGAGCAUGGAAAGAAAUACUUAGGAUCGUCAUCUAGCAUGACCUCGGUGCUUUCCCACUUCCACUAUCUGCUUUCUGCUUGGAGACCUAUCGAUACCCGUCAAAUUUCUCAGGGAUUCCCCGACAAGCUGCGUAGCUUUACUCGUCUACUCCGGGCCCCGGCUGCUAUGUUUCUUCACUACCAGGAUGGCGUGUACGCCAUUGAUGCGGAUAAGGAGUUUGACUCGGCCAACAUCCUCAUGAACCUGGGCAAGUCAAUGGAGAAGCUGCUUACUAUGCCCAAAGAAGACUUUGAGCGCUACCGCCGGUCCAGCAAGAACAAGAUCACCCCCGAGGAGGAAGAGGCGAUUCCCGAAUCGUAUCACUACUCCACCACGGGAGAUUUCGUUAUGCGUUCACAGCUCGAUGCUUAUGACCCCCGACUACCCGGAACUGGUAUGUUUGACCUCAAGACACGCGCCGUAGUCUCCAUCCGUAUGGACGCGAAGAACUUCGAAAAUGGACUUGGCUAUGAGAUCAAGAGACGGUUCGGUGAAUAUGAGUCGUAUGAGCGUGAGUAUUUCGACAUGAUCCGGGCUGCAUUCUUAAAAUACUCGCUGCAAGUGCGCGUUGGCCGCAUGGACGGUAUUUUUGUGGCGCAUCACAAUAUCGAGCGUAUCUUCGGUUUCCAGUACAUCAGUCUGCCCGAAAUGGACCAGGCCCUGCAUGGCCAAUCAAACACUGCGCUGGGAGAUACCGAGUUCCAACUGAGCCUGAAGUUAUGGAAUGAAGUUCUUGACAAGGCGACCGAGCGCUUCCCCAAGCAAUCCCUGCGUUUCCACUUUGAGACCCGAGAUGCGGUGACACCGUUCAUGUACGUCUUCGCCGAGCCCGUCACUCAGGAGCAGAUCAAAGAAAUCCAAACCAAGAACGCAGCAGAAAUCGACGCAUACCAAGAACGUCUGUUGAACAUUGCCCCGAAGGAGCCGAAGGAGGACUCCGAACUUGCUGCAGCGAAGAAGGAAACUGAUUCCGAUAUUAAUUCCGCCAUCUACGACUCGGACGCACCACCUGAACCGAUGACCUCCUCGGCGGAGAAGGAGAAGGAGCAAGUCCCAAAUAAAGAAAUCUUCGCCAUGGCAUUAUCCAUCAAGAACAAGGUCAACGACAAGAUUGUUGAACGGCCCUAUUACUUCACUGAAUCGGAUCAAUGGGAGGUGGAUUACGAGCUCAGAGAGCUGUCAGCUUCACAAGGCAACAGGCUGUAUAAGAUGUGCCAGGAACGGCGCAGGAAGGCCCUGUCAACCUCAAGCGAGGACGCGCAAGGUGUCGUGAGCAAUUUAUACGCCAGAAAACUGCAAAAGAUCAGCCAGGAGGGCCGAAAGUACCGUGCUAUGGAGGAUGCGAUUGAUAAGAAGCAUGGUACAAUCGUGUACCCGAAUUAA